AUGUUUCCUUAAACAUAAUCAGAUUUGUAAAAUUCAAAAUUUAAUAAUUUUGAUGAAUUUGUUAAAUAGAACACACAAUCUUAAGAAAAGAAAUAAGAAAAUAAUUCAUUUAUAAGAUUUUAAACAUAUGUCCCUGAACCUUCUCAUCAUUUUUUGAACAAUUUAAGAUCAAAACCAGACUAUCCUCAACAAUAAUUGAAUUCUACUCAAAUUAAAAAUGAAUAUAAACAAUGUAAUUUUUUAUAAAUAUUUAAAGAGACAAUUUCUAAGAAUAAAUAUGAUGAUGAUGAAUAAAUUGAGGAAUAAGCAAAGUAGAGUUUUUAAAAGUUUGACUUAGAUAAAGAACUAAUUUUUGAGAUUAAGACAUUGCGUAAAAUGAUUCAAUUAUCAAAAACAUAAAAUUAAUAUUUACCUGGAAUAAUUAGUAUAAAAACAAAAGAUUAAACAAAUGAGUAAGAUCUAAAUAGGAUUGGUGUAGAUUUAGUAAUAUUAUUGAACUUAUUAUAGAUCUGUUUGAUUGAUAAAAGCUCAAGUAUGCAAGGUAGAAAGAUAGAUACCGUAAAAUCAAGCUUGAAAGUUCUAUUAAAUUUUUUAACUGAUCAAGAUCGUUUAUCACUAAUUGUUUUUAAUGAUAAAGCUUAAAGAUUAACUCCAUUAAAAAGAACAACAUAAAAUAACAAAUAGUAUUUUCUAUCAAUUUUUGAAUAAAUUGUUUCUACAGGAGGAACAUCUAUAGCCUCAUCAACUGAGAUUGCAUUUGAAUAAUUAAAAACCAGAAAGUAUAGAAAUAAUGUGAGUUCAAUCUUUUUACUUUCUGAUGGUCAAGACCCUGAUGCCAUUGCAUCAAUAGAACAAUAAUUAAAAUUAAUAAAUGAAGAAUUACCUGAAUUUACUAUUCAUUCAUUUGGAUUUGGAGAGGAUCAUGAUGCAAUUAUGAUGACAUCUAUAUGCAAUCUGAAACAUGGAAGCUUUUAUUUUGUAUAAAAUAUAAAUUUAUUGGAUGAAUUCUUUGUAGAAGCUUUUGGAGGUUUGAAAUCGGUUGUUGGUGAAAAAUUAUAAAUAACAGUUACUUUACAACCUCAGACAAUCUUAAAGGACUUAAAGAUUUUUAAGACUUAUGGAAAUAUGUGGACUAAUAAAGGAAAUUAUUAUGAAAUUGAUCUUCCUAUACUGAUUUAAGGCUCAAGAAAAGAUUUUGUAUUUGAAUUGGAAUUACCUAGAACAGAUACAAAAAUCUAAGAUGAUCAAAGAAAUCCUUAGAUUAUUGAUGUUAAGCUAUAAAUUACUGAUCCAAUAUCAAAAAUUCAAAUAGAGAAAAGGGCAAGUCUAGUUUUAACAAUCUUUCAGCAAGAUGAAUAAAUAAAUUAAAAUGAAGAAGAUGAAGAAGUUCUUACAUAAUACAAUAGAGUCAUCGCAGCAUAAGUAAUCGAUAAUGCAAGAAAAUCAUGUCAAUAAUAAGAAUAUUAAAAAGCUUAAAACAAUAUAGACAAUUUAUUAGUAAGAUUUCAAACAAAUUAAAAAUUUUCAUCUUAGAAUCCUCAACUUAUUUAAGAUUUAUAAUAAGCAAAAUAAGCAUCCACAAGAUAAACUUUUAACUCUUAUGGUUAAGGAUAAAUGAUGUAAAUAAGUAGCAAUAGUUAUAAAUAACAAGGAGUCAAUUCAGUUUUUUCACCAGAUGGCUAGCAAUAAUAAUAAAACCCUAGAUUCUAAACAUUUUCUAAUAACUUGUAAAGUUCAAUGGUAAAUACAUUAUAAUUAAGGAAAACACAAAAUUAAAUUGGAAAUUGA
This is a messenger RNA of Paramecium sonneborni, 1788 nucleotides long. The record is from the annotation of a GenBank genome assembly. Lineage: Eukaryota; Ciliophora; Oligohymenophorea; Peniculida; Parameciidae.